This is a messenger RNA of Perognathus longimembris pacificus (Pacific pocket mouse), 960 nucleotides long. RefSeq names its product olfactory receptor 10AG1-like. Gene Ontology annotation, molecular function: olfactory receptor activity; G protein-coupled receptor activity. NCBI's taxonomy places the organism in Eukaryota, Metazoa, Chordata, Mammalia, Rodentia, Heteromyidae. Gene Ontology annotation, biological process: G protein-coupled receptor signaling pathway. The record is from RefSeq and is a predicted model, not a curated record. The transcript has a single exon. Gene Ontology annotation, cellular component: membrane. Bases 19 to 960 code for a protein of 313 amino acids.
CAUGUUCCCUUUCCUCAGAUGAUGCACCAUCCAAAACCACCAGAAGAAAAUGUAACUACACCAGUAGAGUUUGUUCUGUUGGGAUUUGCUGAUGUCCCUCAUCUGCGGUGGUUUCUAUUUGGGUUAUUCUUUGCCAUCUAUACGAUUAUCCUGUGGGGUAAUGGCACCAUAUUAAUAAUAACAAAAGUGGAUCCGACUCUCCAAACACCCAUGUAUUAUUUCCUUGGGAAUUUUUCCUUUUUGGAAAUCUGUUAUGUAUCAGCAACCCUCCCUAGAAUGCUCCUGAACCUUGCGACCCAAAGAAGAAACCUCUCUUUAGUUGCCUGUGCUACACAAAUGUGCUUUGUUCUGAUCCUGGGAGCUACAGAGUGUUUCCUUCUGGCUGUCAUGGCCUAUGACCGCCAUGUGGCCAUUUGUCAACCUCUACACUACCCUCUAAUUAUGAACCCUAAGGUCUGCACUAAACUGGUGGCUGGGUCCUGGGUUAGUGGGAUUCCAGUCCAAAUAGGACAGACAAUCCAGGUUUUCUCUGUGCCAUUCUGUGGCUCUAACCAAAUCAACCACUUUUUCUGUGAUAUCCCUCCAAUACUUGGUCUUGCCUGUGGAGAAAUCCUUGUGAACAAAAUGAUGGUCUACCUAGGGGCUAUACUAUUUCUUUUUGUUCCACUUCUGUUCAUUCUUGUCUCCUAUAGCAAAAUCAUCACUACAGUUCUUAAAUUGCCAUCAACAACAGGUCGGGCCAAGGCCUUCUCUACCUGUUCAUCUCAUCUUGCCGUGGUCGGGUUAUUCUUUGGGUCAAGCAUUAUUACCUAUUUAAGACCUAAGAGUGAUCACUCAGCAGAAAAGGACAAAGUGCUUUCUCUGUUCUAUACCAUUGUGACUCCCAUGUUCAAUCCCAUUAUAUAUACCUUAAGGAACAAAGAUGUCAUAAUGGCACUGAAAAAAUUAUUUAGUAAAUAA